AUGUUGUUAUGUAUAUUCUCGGGAAAUGGUACACUACUAGCAAGUUUGUGUCUGGAAGAUUUAGAUGAGGUAUUUAUAAAUGACAUUCUUAUUUAUUUAGGAUUUCUUUUUAUAGUUUUACAUGAAACAUGA
Messenger RNA from Vairimorpha ceranae, 132 nucleotides. RefSeq lists its product as hypothetical. The transcript has a single exon. The record is from RefSeq and is a predicted model, not a curated record. The coding region runs from base 1 to 132 and encodes 43 amino acids. NCBI's taxonomy places the organism in Eukaryota, Fungi, Microsporidia, Nosematidae.